CAAUGUCAAAAAAAUGCUUUAAUUGUGAGUGCUAUGGAAUACAAAUAUUGUGACUAGAAUAAUAUUUCAGCAUAUUAUUAAAUUAUUAAAUAAUAUUUAGGCAUCUAUUUUACGAGUAUAGGUGACAGCUAUUGGAGAAGGAAUAAAAUAAAAAGUAAUAAGAGACACAUCUGUUAUUUAACUAUUUUUAAUUUCACAUCCACUUAAUAGUUAUCAUUUCAAACAAUAACCAAGUUUACUUAAGAUAUAAAAAAAUGUUGGGUAUGGCGAAUUUAUGUCGGUACUCUCAACUUGUAAAAGUUGCUCCGACCAAACUGCUAGGAUCAAAUUCGGGUGUUAGCCGCUUAGUUUCAAGGCAGCUCAUUACACCGAUAAGAAACAACAACCACAAGCACACCAUAUACAAGGGGUUUCAGAUACAGAAUAUAAUAAAAUCAAAUCCAAUAAUAUUAAGAUUCUGUUCAUCAUCACAACCAAAGAGGUCUAAGCUUGUUGGCUACUGGUUACUGGGAUGCAGUGGGAUGGUGUUUACUGCUGUUGUUUUAGGCGGAGUGACUCGACUCACCGAGUCUGGGUUAUCUAUGGUCACAUGGAAAUUGUUAGGAGAGAAGUUACCAAGAACUGAUGAGGAGUGGGAGACGGAGUUCAAAAAAUAUCAGCAGUACCCGGAGUAUAUAUAUAAGAAUCAUUCACUGACACUGUCCGAGUUCAAAUGGAUCUGGUAUAUGGAGUAUGCUCAUAGGACGUGGGGUCGACUCAUAGGGGCCUCUGUCUUCAUCCCGGCCGCUGUGUUCUGGGCUAAGGGCUGGUUCGACAAGGCUAUGAAGAUAAGGGUGUCCGCAUACUGCGCGCUCGUUGCUGCACAGGGUCUUAUGGGUUGGUACAUGGUGAAGUCAGGUCUUGAAGACAGAUUUCAAGGGCCGUCGGACGUUCCGCGCGUGUCCCAGUACCGCCUGGCCGCUCAUCUCAGUCUCGCCUUCAUUCUGUACUCGGGACUACUGGCCGGAGCCCUGCGGGUGCUCCGCCCCUUCCCUAAGGGAGCUCUCGUGAGGAUCAAAGAGCUGGCCGCCGUAACCGGACUCGCGCAUGCCGUUAAAGCUAUGGCGUUCUUCACGGCUGUUUCAGGAGCGUUCGUGGCCGGUCUAGACGCGGGAUUGGUCUACAAUUCAUUCCCGAAGAUGGGUGACAACUGGAUCCCGGACGACAUCCUGUCCUUCGCCCCCACCAUCAAGAACUUCACGGAGAACCCCACGACAGUUCAAUUCGACCACCGGGUCCUUGGCACCAGCACUUUGAUAGCGGCCACCACACUGUGGCUGAUGGCGAGGGGCAGGCCACUGUCCCCGGUGGCGAGGAGGGUGGUCAAUGGAGUGGGAGCCAUGGCCUGGCUACAGGUGUGCCUGGGUAUCAUGACGUUGGUCCACUACGUGCCCACUCCGCUGGGCGCGUCUCACCAGGCCGGUUCCCUCGUCUUACUGUCGCUGGCAAUCUGGCUCACCCACGAGAUCAAGCUACUCAAGUACAUACCAAAGUGAAUUCUUUAACCUGCAUUUAAUUACACUCCAUCGUAUUCUCCCGUUUAACAAAGACAUUAGUCAACGAUGCCAUAUUGUGUGGACGUCAUAUAAUAAGUUUGAACGAAAAUAUUGUAAUAGAAACAGUAUAUAUAAUGUACUUUGUCAGUGUGUUCACUUGUGUACACUCGACUUAUAGCGAUGUGUAACAGGAAUUAGUUAUGAAAAUUUUCAAUCGCAAUACUAUACAAGCAUUUAGUCUAGAGAGUUUACAAUUUAGCUCUUGGUAGGAGACAGUCGCUAAUAAAAAAAAAAAAAAAUUCAAUAACUCAUAGUACUGAAGCAGAAAUGCACGAGGUUUUUUAAAUUAUUUUUCCUAUAUUAUGCUCUUUCUUGGGAGUUUAAUAAGUCAUGAGCAUUAACGCUUGAAAGUAUUUGCAGUGUCUGUUCCUGAUAGUGUUAAGUGAAAGAUUUUUUGUUUAAUGAUGUAUGGAGCGUAGUUUUAAUUAGUUCUGUUGAAUAAAAUGACUUUGUUUGUAUAUCUCGUUUAUUAUUAUAAUAUCAAAAUCGAAGAUGCCUUAAUGAAAUGUCAAAAUAGUGUUCGGGUGGAUAAAAAAAAUAACGUUUCUAUGAAGUUAUUCACAAUGUGAUUUAUUUGAAAAUUUAAAAUGCUAAUAUUGCUUACACACUCUACUGAUAUAUACAAUAGGUCGACCGAGAUGAGAUGCGAGGGAUGUGGCACCAACCUUCACUGGUGUGGUGCUAAAGAGAGCACACGCGUUUGUACAGCAACAUAUAAAGGAUUUAGUGCUAAAAAGUCCCGAUAUUGCGUUUAAGAAAUAUUGCCAACAGAGGGUGCUGUCCUAAAC
Messenger RNA from Danaus plexippus (monarch butterfly), 2383 nucleotides. RefSeq names its product cytochrome c oxidase assembly protein COX15 homolog. Gene Ontology annotation, cellular component: mitochondrial inner membrane. The transcript is spliced from 8 exons. The coding region runs from base 255 to 1535 and encodes 426 amino acids. Gene Ontology annotation, biological process: heme A biosynthetic process. Gene Ontology annotation, molecular function: oxidoreductase activity, acting on NAD(P)H, heme protein as acceptor. The record is from RefSeq and is a predicted model, not a curated record. NCBI's taxonomy places the organism in Eukaryota, Metazoa, Arthropoda, Insecta, Lepidoptera, Nymphalidae.